Messenger RNA from Linnemannia hyalina, 2154 nucleotides. NCBI's taxonomy places the organism in Eukaryota, Fungi, Mortierellomycota, Mortierellomycetes, Mortierellales, Mortierellaceae. The record is from the annotation of a GenBank genome assembly.
AUGCCUCCAGCUCCAUCGACCAAGGCUCAGCCAAUGUCCAUAUCGCAGCUGUGCCAACAGAACGACUCGGACGACGACUUCAACCGCAACAACCUUACCACUGUCAAGCAGGAACUUGACCAGGAUCCCCUUGACCUCAACAACUCCGAACCCCAUUAUCAACAACAACAGCAACAGCACUAUCGAAACGGCAACGAUAACAACAACAACAACAACAACAACAACAACCACUACAACAAUAACCAACACAGAUACAGCAACUCAUCCGACGAGUUUGAAGAAUUCGACACUACCCCUCGAUCGAGUCAGCAGCAACAACAGUCAGUGCCAGACCCUGCAGAGCAACUCGCCGCAGAGGCUCUUGGCGAUAUGGCCAAUGCUGCUCCCCGUUCAUCAUCUUCCUCUACCACUACCACUACCACAACCACUUCUUCCUCUUCCUCCUUUGUCGCUCCCGCUACCCCGUUCAUCUCUCGUAUGUCAAGCUUGCCCCUCGUCAACUCGGCCUUGAAGGCUUACGAGUCCGGAAAGCAGAACAGCAAAGUCAUGAAGUACGGUGCCGAGAUGGUCGAGUCAAGUGUGAAGUCGCUCUCGAAGCCAGUCUUUGACCAGCUCGAGAAGGUUUACCCAGCAAAAUCAGAUGCCCAGGCCUUGCCAUCGCCUACCAGCUCGGCGCGAUCCUCAAACGACAUCCUUCGACCAGAUAACAACGGCGCCUACUAUGCCUAUCGGUCACGCGGCGAUAGCAUUGACAGCACAUCCUCCAACACCAGCUCUAGACCCAGCUUUGAUGUCCUCCGCGCUCGCAACACACGCCAUGAAGAAGCCACGUUGAGACAGCGUUCGGAUUCGCAAUCUAGCCAGCGUAGCUUCCAGUACCCUGGAUCUGCCAAUGGCUAUUACCCUCAACAACAACAGCAGCAGUCAUCUCAACCAUCACAGCAGCAACAACAACAGGUCGGCACUCACUCGUCGGCACCCUCGCAGCAGUUUUCGGGUUGGAGGGGAGUCGUUGCUACAGUCGGAACAGCCUCUGCCGCCGGUGUGGCCAUCUUUAGCGAGGAGAGCAUGAAGAGUCUCAAGUACUGCCUGCAAUGGCUCCAGUAUGCGGUGCAACACAUUGAUCAUCAGAUUGGACUUUUGCGUGCGUUUUUGGUCUCGUUGGCCAGCCCAUCAUCCAGCACAGCGAUGGUGCCUUCGACGGCGGCUUCAACGUUGGCGUCGAUUAAGAAGGAGGUUGUCGAGACGCUUCGUAAAGUCAUCAACGUCGUCUCUCGAUACGCAGGAGCCUGUCUGCCCGACCAGGCCAAGAUCAGUGUCCGCCAAUUCAUUCUUUCGAUGCCCGUUCGCUGGGCAACACUCAACAACGAAUCCCUUCCCUCGACUCCCAUGGGCUCGCCUUCGCUAGGCCCCCAAUCCGACCGCAGUCCCGAACAACAGGCGGCGUUGAACGAAACCUCCGAACGCGCCACCAAGGUGCUGGUCCUGGCUCAUGAAUCGUCUGAUAUGUUAAAGUCGGUUGCCUCGAUCUUCAAGGAUUCGGUUGACAAGGCCGAGAACUGGAUGGAUAAGCUGCGAUAUGUCGGAAUGAACCCUCAGAACAACAGCGAGGGUUUGCCCAGCUGGGCGCCUACUGGAUUCCCCGGCGCACCCCCUGGUGGUAUGCCUGGCGGGUUCCCUGGCGCUCCCGUGCCUGGAUCGUCCAAUGGUCUUGAGCAGUACUCUUUGCGCAACUCUUCGACUACCUCCUCUGUCGCCAACAGCAACGGACACAGUAAUGGAACAGCUAACGGCAGCGGAACUGGAUCUCCCUCGCGCAGUCUCAAGAGCUCUCCUCGGAUGAGCGGACGUACCGACAACCAUCGCCACGCUUACCGUCAACAGAAGAACAACAUGUCUGGAGACGAGGAAUCGGGCACAGAGGAGGAAGAUGUUAUACUUGGCGGCAUGGAUGACAGCGAGGAUGAACGUCUUCAUCACCAGAGCACAGGUGUCCAUGCACCGUUGAAGCGGAGCAUGGGAUCUGCAAACUCGACUCAAGGCAACGCUGUCCGUCGUCGCAAGAAGCGUGGCGAGAGCGCCGAGAUUGUUGCAGGAUUGGGACUUCAGAACUCUGACGCUGUCCCCCACCCUAUCAAGGAGGAGGUCAUGUAA